AUGAACUCGAAUCGACAGUUGGCUCCAGCCCCUCCGUGCUCACACCUUUUUGACACCGUGGACGAGGGUAAGAAGCAAAGGAAGAACGUCACGUCUGCUUGCCACGCGUGCAAAAUACGCAAGUCGAAGUGUAGUGGAGUGCCUCCAUGCAACACAUGCAUCAGGAGCAACACCGAAUGCGUGAUCGAUUCCCAAGGAGACCAGCGCCGGAAACUCAACGUGAAAAGGAAGAUCGAUGACCUGGAGGACGACCGGCAGCUCUUUGAACAGCUAGUAGAAACACUGAGGGCGGGUGGACAGGUGGCGAAUGUGGAGAUGGCUGAGAACCUACAAUCCACCGCUAAUUUCGAGGAGGCGAAGUUUAUUUUGAGACAGCAGAUGGGAGGACCGACGAGGACGCAAGUUUCGGACGUUAUCGAGGGCGAACAAAAGAAGACUGGAUCGAUGGGACGGCAUCAUGAGACACAAAAAAUGACUUCGCGGCAGCGAACGAGCAUGCUACCCGUCUGGAGAUUGACGGAUAUACCUGUAGUAAGCGUGCCUGCAUCACCUUGGACAAAUGUGACGGACGAUGAUAGCUUUGUGUCUCAUCUUCUUUCCCUGUGGAUUACGUGGCACUUGCCGUGGUACAACCAUGUUGACCAAGAAGUCCUUACCAAAGCCAUGCAGACGAGAGAUUUGGAGUCAGCCCUAUGCUCACCUUUUCUCGUCAAUGCAAUUCUUGCCGAUGCUUGCUUCCUCUCAGAUUACCCCGAAGCCUGGACCGAUGAUAACGAUCCCACAACUCGAGGAAAACACUUUUGGAUGGAAGCGAAGCGACUGUUGGACGAAGAAGAGGGCCGAGUGUCUAUUCCAACGACCCAGGGACUGGGGGUUAUGUUUUCAUGUGCAGCUGUGAUGGGAAAGGAUCGAAUCGGAUGGUUUUAUGCCUUACAAGCCAUCGAAGGAAUGCGAACCCUUCGAAGAACCGAGUCACGUCGUGUUAUCGAAACAGGCUUAUUGGCCAAGGAUUUAAAGCAGCUGCUGGACAGAAUCGAGAUGGGGCAGUUUAACACUUUUGUAUCUGCGGCGAUGGCUUUUCAAGUUCCACCUUCUCUCAAGAACCUAGACAGGAGUGUGCGCAUAUCCGUGCAUCAAAACGGCCACCAGGAACAGUUUCUACCUUAUCCCCACACGGGCCCACCGAUUCCGGCGCAUAAUGAUUGUGUUUUAAAUGAACUAGCCAAUAUGGGGGAAAUCGUUUGGGAUAUUUCAGCUUCUUUGUUCCGAGAGGAUAGAAACCACGUUCAUUCCGAACUGAUCACUGCUGUCCAGGGCUGGCAUACACGCCUUUUGGGAUGGUGGAGUGCUCGUUCUAGAUGUAUCGACUAUACUCUCAACCCAGUUCCUGGUGUCUUGACAUUACACAUGUACUACCACACAAUUGUCAUUACAAUGUAUGUGUUCCUGAAGACAGCACCGCCAAACGCCGAUAUGCAUACCUUGCAAUCAGCAGACGAAGCGCGCCAGAUUUGUUUGUCUUCUGCCCAUGCAAUAAGCCAGCUUAUUGAAACACAGCAACAAAACUGGGGGGCCGAUCCAGGUCCAGCUGCCAACGCACACUGGGUGACGAUUGCUUUGUGCGUCUUGAUGGAAGAUUUGAAAAACGCAGAAAGUCAUGUGGCAUUUAUGAAACUGUGCAAGGCCCAUAUCCACUCUGCCAAGCGAUGGCCACUGCCAAGAGGCAUGGUGCGGAUGAUUCAGUUGACUGCUCAACGAAUGGAUGGUCCGCUGCCAGACGACGUUGCUGCGCAUUUCCGACACUUUGAAAAGCAAUACUGGGAGUCAGAACAGGCGCGAAUGUUCAGCAGUCGCUACCCUAAUUUUGCGGUUGCCAUUCGAAGUAGAGAUGCUGGCGUCCCGGAAGAUCUCGAGCUAGAUGUGUUUUUGCAGAAAUGUGUGAAUUUGGAUGAAGGACUGAUGAAUAGUAGUAUUAUAUAA
This is a messenger RNA of Talaromyces rugulosus, 1980 nucleotides long. RefSeq lists its product as uncharacterized. NCBI's taxonomy places the organism in Eukaryota, Fungi, Ascomycota, Eurotiomycetes, Eurotiales, Trichocomaceae. The record is from RefSeq and is a predicted model, not a curated record. Gene Ontology annotation, biological process: regulation of DNA-templated transcription. Gene Ontology annotation, molecular function: zinc ion binding; DNA-binding transcription factor activity, RNA polymerase II-specific. The transcript is spliced from 6 exons. Bases 1 to 1980 code for a protein of 659 amino acids.